Sebastes umbrosus (honeycomb rockfish) is the source of this 5738-nucleotide messenger RNA. It is a transcript of the gene brpf1, whose product is annotated as bromodomain and PHD finger containing, 1. Lineage: Eukaryota; Metazoa; Chordata; Actinopteri; Perciformes; Sebastidae. The transcript is spliced from 16 exons. Gene Ontology annotation, biological process: regulation of transcription by RNA polymerase II. The coding region runs from base 787 to 4845 and encodes 1352 amino acids. The record is from RefSeq and is a predicted model, not a curated record. Gene Ontology annotation, molecular function: protein binding. Gene Ontology annotation, cellular component: MOZ/MORF histone acetyltransferase complex.
ACUUUAGCUAUUUUAACAACAAGCACCUGAUUCCACAUGCUUGUAGUAGUAGUGGUCAUGAAAUCAUGAUGGUAUACUGUCAUUUAGCAGGGUGAGGUCAUUGUGGAGGGAAACACUGUAGAGAAGGUCUAACUUUAAACACUCGUUGUGUAUUAAUCAUACUAAAUAAGUAUCUAACACCCUCUCUUGUGUAGCUAACUAACGGCUGCCUCUGUGACUAUAGCAACCAUUUAGCACGCCAGUUAAACUAUUAACCGUCACUGAGCAACGGUUAAGAAGAACAAAUUAACGGCAGUAGCUAGUUUAUAACGUUAACUCUUGUGUGUGUGUGUUAGUUUUAUUCUAUGUAGCUGUGUUUAGGAAAGUGAACUGGUUGCUGGUUGGUGUUGUUGUUUGCUAGCUGCUGUUGUUAGCUUGCUGGCUAACAGCGUCAAUGUCUCAUUGUUUGAGGAGGCAGAGAAAAGCAUCAGCAAAGAUGCUAAAGCUAAUGGUAGCUUGGUUUAUAAAGUCCCAACGGUUAGUUUUUCAAACUAAAGUGCACUGCUGUUGCUAGGCAGAACUGACUGGCUGUUGGAAGCAAGCUUGCCUUUACAGUCAACUAGCUUACAGUAAGCUACAGUGCAGUUAGCACAGGAACAGAAACAUAAAUAUUGACCCUAAAUUGCACCUGUUACUGAGGAACCAAACACAACAAGUUUCCUACUGGGAGUGAGGGACACGUGACUGCACCAUAACAGAUGUAAACUUGAUGAACAGCAUCUGUCCCCAGCAGUGGCUGUUGGCACAAUGGGGCUGGACUUUGAUGUAAAGACGUUCUGUCACAAUCUGCGGGCCACCAAGCCCCCUUAUGAGUGCCCUGUGGAGACGUGCCGUAAGGUCUACAAGAGCUACAGUGGCAUUGAGUAUCACCUUUACCACUAUGACCACGACAACCCCACUCCUGCACAGAGUGUGCCCCAGAAGAAGAGAAAGGGACGGCCUCCUCGCGCCUCAUUGGCUGGGUCAGGGGAUACGGACGAUGGUGGGGGUAACGGAGGAGGUGGAGGACCGGGGCAGGGGGGGAACACACCGGGUAGCCCCAACCGGUCGGAUCACUCCCACUCCCCGGGGAGAGAAACAAUGACAUACGCUCAGGCGCAGCGAAUGGUGGAGCUGGAGUUUCAAGGACGCAUCCACCGCAUCAGCAUCUUUGAGAACAUUGACGUGGUGUCAGAAGAAGACAGCGAUGCGGAGGAUGCUCCACCGUCUGGUACUGGUGGUAGUGGCGGAGGGGUGUGUAACGGUAGUGAUGGUGGAGCUGGAGGUAGCGAGGUAGGAGGUAGUGGCAAGGACCGGACAGAUAUCCCGUCCUCUAAUGGCGGCAAAUCCACCCCAAAGUCUGGGAAGCAUAAGAGUAAAGAAAAGAAGAAGGACGGCUCAUCUCAUCAUCACAGCGCUCAGUCCGGCCCUGCGGUCAAGCUCCCUGAGGCGGUGUUCAGAGAACUGGACCAAGAGAGACCUGAGGCCCCCCCUCGACCAUCAUCUUACUACAGGUACAUUGAUAAGUCUGUGGAGGAGCUGGAUGAGGAGGUAGAGUACGACAUUGAUGAGGAAGACUACAUCUGGCUUGACAUCAUGAACGACAAGCGGCGGCGUGACGGCGUGACACCCAUCCCUCAGGAGGUUUUUGAGUACCUCAUGGACCGCUUAGAGAAGGAGUCCUACUUUGAGAGCCACAACAAGGCUGACCCCAGCACCCUAAUCGAUGAAGACGCUGUCUGCUGCAUCUGUAACGACGGAGAGUGUCAGAACAGCAAUGUGAUCCUGUUCUGCGACAUGUGUAACCUGGCAGUACACCAGGAGUGCUAUGGUGUGCCCUACAUCCCAGAGGGACAGUGGUUGUGUCGUCGCUGCCUGCAGUCGCCAAGUAGAGCUGUGGACUGUGCUCUCUGCCCCAACAAGGGAGGUGCUUUCAAACAGACAGACGAUGCUCGCUGGGCUCACGUAGUGUGUGCCCUCUGGAUCCCGGAGGUCUGUUUUGCUAACACAGUCUUCCUGGAGCCAAUCGACAGUAUUGAACACAUUCCUCCAGCACGCUGGAAGCUCACUUGCUACAUCUGCAAGCAGCGUGGUUCCGGCGCCUGCAUCCAGUGUCACAAAGCCAACUGUUACACAGCCUUCCACGUCACCUGCGCCCAGCAGGCGGGCCUCUACAUGAAAAUGGAGCCCGUCAGAGAGACCGGGGCUAACGGCACCUCUUUCAGCGUCCGCAAGACGGCUUACUGCGACAUCCACACGCCCCCGGGAUCGGCGCGACCUUUGGGAGGAGUGGGCGGCGCCAGCAUGGGUUCGUCUCACAGCGAGGGAGAGCUGGAGGAGGAUGACGAGCCCAGCAUCGGCCACGAUGACGACUCCAAGGGCUGGAGCUCUGAGCGAGCCAAGAGGGCGAAGGCCAAGUCCAGGCUGAAGAUGAAAAGAGCGAGGAAGAUCUUGGCUGAGAGGAGAGCUGCUGCGCCGGUGGUGUCUGUGCCCUGCAUACCUCCCCAUAGGCUGAGCAAAAUCACCAGUAACUUGACGGUACCCAGGAAGAGCCAGUUCAUGCAGCGGCUUCACAGCUACUGGACCCUGAAGAGGCAAAGUCGUAAUGGUGUACCUCUGCUACGCCGGCUCCAAACCCACCUGCAGUCCCAACGACAUAUCGACCCACUCCCACCACCACCUCCAUCACAACUCCCUCCGUUGACUUGUGGAAUUAGGGACAGCGAGGAGAAACAUUCGGCUUUAAAGGAGCAGCUGAAGGCAUGGCAGAGACUGAGACACGACCUGGAGAGAGCCAGGCUGCUGGUGGAGCUCAUCCGUAAGAGGGAAAAACUCAAGAGGGAGACGAUUAAAGUGCAGCAGAUGGCGCUGGAGAUGCAGCUGACUCCCUUCCUGGUGCUGUUGAGAAGUACGUUGGAACAGUUACAGGAAAGAGACAUCAACAACUUCUUCACUGAGCCUGUACCGCUGGCAGAGGUGCCAGACUACCUGGACCACAUCGACACGCCAAUGGACUUCCAGACCAUGUGGAACCUGCUGGAGGCCCAUCGCUACCUCACUUUCGAGGCCUUCGAGGCAGACUUCGGCCUCAUUGUCAACAACUGUCUCAAGUACAACGCCAAGGACACAGUCUUCUACCGUGCCGCCCUGCGGCUCAGAGAGAUGGGCGGAGCCGUCAUAAGAACCGCCCGGCGCCACGCUGAGCGGAUAGGCUUUGACUACGAGGCUGGCAUACACCUCCCCCGAGAGCCGAGCCCAGACAGUCAGCGUGACCAAGACAGGGACAGAGAGAGGGAACGGGAACGGGAACGAGAACGGGAGCGCGAACGGGAGCGAGAACGGGAGCGAGAACGGGAACGAGACAGAGACAGAGACAGAGACAGAGACAGAGACAGAGACAGAGACAGAGACAGAGAUAGAGACAGAGAUAGAGACAGAGACAGAGACAGAGAACGAGAACGAGAUAGAGAACGAGACCGGCCAUUGUCCUCUAAUGAAGAUGACUUGCUCCUGCCAGAGAACAGGCGACGGCUACCGCUGGAAGAGCAGCUGCAUUACCUGCAGGCGCGUCUUGAUGAGGUCAGCACGGGGAAGCACAGCAUUGGGCAAUCUCGCAGAGCCAAAGCUCUGAGGAAGGAAAUCAGUGUGAUCAAGAGGAAGCUCGCGCACCAGCGGGAGGGAGGCUCCGGUAUGGGGGGAAGGGAGUCCGUGGGAGGAGGAGACCGGGGCUCUUCCCUCCCCCAUCACCCAUCCUCCUCAGUACACCACGAUGAAGGGGGAGAAAGCAGCAGCCAGGAGAUUGGUGGAAAAGAUAUGAGUGUGUCCUCGUCUGCCCUGGCUCCAGAGGUGGGCCGUCGGACAUCUGUCCUCUUCUCCAAGAAGAACCAAAAAAUGGCUGGACCCCCCAAAAGGCCAGGACGCCCCCCCAAGAACCGUGACGCUGGCUACGGUGGGGCGGGGUUGAGCCAAAGCCCUAUCGGUCCCCCUCAACUGCCCCUACUGUCACCAAGCAGGCAGAGGAAGAGGCCACGCAGCCCGCGCAGCAGCUCCAGCUCUGACAGCGACAGUGAUAAUGACGACCUGCUCCCAGGUUUGCCAAGUAACGGUUUCGACGGAGGAAACCAGCCAGUAACGGAGAGCUUCCGCGUGUACAGAAGUGAGUCUCGUCUCCCUCGUUCCAGCUCGGACUCUGAGUCCACAACCAGCAGCAGCAGCAGUGCAGCUUCUGACAGGACCAGUACGACCCCGUCUAAGCAGGGCAGAGGGAAGGCGUCGUUCUCUCGCUCCGCCUUCCAGGAGGACAGCAGCGAGGAGACGUCUGGCACUGAAAAUGAUUCCUACUCAGUCGGAGGAUCGCGGAGUGUUUCACAUUUGGUGCGGGGUCGGGCCAGGUCAGCAUGCUGGAUGUCUUCUGAUGACUAUUCUUCUCUUGAAGCUUUGGAUCUGGUGUGGGCCAAGUGCAGAGGCUAUCCUUCGUAUCCUGCUCUGAUAAUUGACCCGAAGAUGCCCAGGGAAGGGGUGUUCCACCGGGGCGUCCCGAUCCCCGUCCCCCCGUUGGAUGUGCUGAAACUAGGGGAGCAAAUGACCCAGGAGGCCAGGGAGCACCUGUUCCUGGUCCUCUUCUUUGACAACAAGAGAACUUGGCAGUGGCUGCCGCGCUCUAAGCUGGUGCCGCUCGGGGUGGACCAGGAGCUGGACAAGGAGAAGAUGCUGGAGGGCAGGAAAUCCAACAUCCGCAAGUCGGUGCAGGUGGCGUACCACCGCGCCAUGCAACACCGCAGCAAGGUGCAAGGAGACCCCAGCAGCGAGACCAGUGACAGUGACUGAAAACAAACACACACACACACAAUCACACACACACUGUGGAGUGUCUCUAUCGAGAGCCCAGCCCUCCAUCACAGAACAGAAGAAACCAGUAGCACAGUGGGGAAAACGAACAUCCACUACAUUGGCCCCAAGACACACACACACGUCAUGCACACUAAGCCGUAUUUAAUCUGACAUGUAAAAUAUUGUAUUUAAGAGAAUUGAAAAAAAUGGAAUAAUGAUGGAAAAAAUAUGCUAUGUUCAGAAUCACCAAUCAAAAUAAUCCUCGUAUGCGGUCGAUAUGUUUAAGAACGAUUGAGAUGAUGGUUUACAGACUCAAAACUUUAACACAUUUAUGAUGCAUACACAGCUCUGCCUCUCCCUGUCAUUUUUACACAUGUAGUUUUUACAUCUGAAUAGGGAAAUGCAUGUGUACAUCAAAUGCACACAAUGUGGGUAUGGCUGUGAAUGCCAUCGCCCCUGACACAUCUUCACAUCCAUCAACCACCUCUCCAAAAACAAAACAGGCCUGGUGCUAGUGUCCAGUCAUCUGUCAGUGGAGCACAAAGAGAGACUGCUGCAGCCUGAACUGUGGGCAAACCAACAUUAAUGUUAUUUAUUCUGCUUCUUAACAAGCUCCUUUUUAUCAUGGACUACUUCUAAUCACUCCUGCUACACAAGACAUUAUUGUGUGGUCCUAUUUUUCGUCCGUCACUCUGUGUUCAUCAUGUCUCCUGUUUUUACGGUUUUGUUAACGUCACACAGGCCGCCGGUCAACGAAUAAUGAGGACUAAACUUAAACACAUGAUCGCCUCAACUGUCUGUCUUAGACUCAGGCUGAUGGCUUUAGAACUUUUAUAUAUACAGAUUGCAUAAAGAUAGAAGUUUAAUAAAAAAGAAUUGAGUUUUUUAAA